CAUUCAAGCUUGACUUCUGCUUCUCCUCCUUUUUGUCCUUCGGGAUCUUCAUACAAAGACAUUACUUUAAGUAAAAAAAGGAAAUGUAUGGUGCAAGCACAAGCAAGAAUCUUCGCACUCCUGUCAAACAGUGCAUUGGUGCGGGGGGGGAAUAUUGCUGACUCUGUUACAAUUGACAAGCUUUAUAUUGAUGAUACCGUCACUCCUCCGACAGCAGGGAAGCCUUCGAGCAAUAUGAAAAUGCCACCUUCUGUGGUCAAUUCUAUUACAUCUUUGAAAUCUACCGCUCAUGGAAGGAUCGUAGCUAUGUCAGGCCAGAUGAAUUGUCAGGGAGCUCCGCAGCACAACCAAAUCAACAGAACCUCUCCCACUCCACCGCUCCACUGUCUUCAGCGAAUCCCUGCUCAAAACCGUAGUCAGCCUCCUGCUCAACAGGAAACCCAAUGUCCUGGUAGAUUCUCAAGCCUCUUCUCCACCAAAAAUUCAGGGAAACAGAAGAUGAUCUUUUCUAUGUGGUGGGACACAGGUUAUGGGAGCCACAAGGAACGUGGGUGUUGGGCAUGGUGAUCAGAGCUUCCCUGGAACAACCUUCUUUUUACCCAGUUAUGCAAUUUGGUGGUCAGCAUCUUGGUGGUCUUGGAGUUCCUGCGGUUGCCAUGGCGUUUCCCGGAUAUGUUGCUCAGCCGAGAUGACAUGGUUAGCAGUUCUGACUGGUGCUGCGGGAGCUUCAGGGGCUGCAUCCUCUUCACCUCAUAUUUCAGUUGAUGGAGGGUGCAACAUUGGGGACCUAAUUGAUAAAUUAUUUUAUUUUGAGACUCGAUUGGAAAUAGCUAUAUAGGCUAUGGACUAAAUUGAAGAUUCCUGUACAUUCUAAGCAGCAAAUGCAUAGCCUUUUCUAACCUUAGCAGUGUGAUCUGCCUGUGUUUUUUCUCCCAUUUAGAACACCUUUUAUAUGAGAAUUGAAAUCUGUGAGCACUUUGGCCAUUCCUACA
Populus euphratica (Euphrates poplar) is the source of this 992-nucleotide messenger RNA. RefSeq lists its product as uncharacterized. Gene Ontology annotation, cellular component: exon-exon junction complex. Gene Ontology annotation, molecular function: mRNA binding. Gene Ontology annotation, biological process: mRNA processing. Lineage: Eukaryota; Viridiplantae; Streptophyta; Magnoliopsida; Malpighiales; Salicaceae. Bases 530 to 838 code for a protein of 102 amino acids. The transcript has 4 exons. The record is from RefSeq and is a predicted model, not a curated record.